Nestor notabilis (Kea) is the source of this 1426-nucleotide messenger RNA. It is a transcript of the gene RNF149, whose product is annotated as ring finger protein 149. The record is from RefSeq and is a predicted model, not a curated record. The coding region runs from base 1 to 921 and encodes 306 amino acids. The transcript is spliced from 7 exons. Lineage: Eukaryota; Metazoa; Chordata; Aves; Psittaciformes; Psittacidae.
AUGUGUAUACUGGAUGGAAAACAAGUCCCUCUUCUUGGAAUACCAAGCGGCACCGUUGUGGGGGUUGGAAGCGUGCUUCCUCUUAGCCUGCUGCUUGCUUGGGUAGAUCAGCCUGGCCCAUCUCUUGUGUUCUUAAUCUGCUGUGAAAGUGGAGGUGGGAUGCUAGGAACAGGAAAUACAGUGGUGAUAAUGGUUGGCUAUCCAAAAGGAAUAGAGAUAUUGGAGCCAGUACGAAGAGGGAUUCCAGUAAAAAUGACUAUAGGUGUUGGCACACGACAUGUGCAGGAAUAUAUUAGUGGUCAGUCGGUUGUGUUUGUAGCCAUCGCCUUCAUCACCAUGAUGAUUAUAUCACUCGCUUGGCUCAUAUUUUACUAUAUACAACGUUUCCUAUAUACAGGAUCACAGUUUGGAAACCAGGGACAUAGGAAAGAAACCAAGAAAGCAAUCAGCCAGCUUCAGCUGCAUACUGUGAAACGUGGAGAAAAGGGUUUAGAUGUUGAUGUGGAAAACUGUGCUGUGUGCAUUGAGAACUAUAAACUGAAAGACACUGUCCGAAUUCUGCCUUGCAAGCACAUCUUCCAUAGAACAUGCAUUGAUCCUUGGCUUUUGGACCACCGAACUUGUCCAAUGUGCAAAUUAGAUGUUAUCAAAGCUCUGGGAUACUGGGGGGACCCUGAAGAUGUACUUGAAGUUCCGAUACCUGAAUCGAUAAGUGGCAGUGUUUCAGUUGGAAGUCUGAGUAUUGCUUUACAAGAUGAUGACAGAAAUGAAGUAAGCGAAUUGUCAGCUUCCUCCACUAAUGAAUCUGUAUUGCAGUGCACCAGUUUAAAAGAGGAUGCAGGUGAAACUACAGCAUUACUUGAUGUGGAUGUCAGUAAUAACCGGCAUGGAGAACAUCUAUCUAAUGGAAAUUCCCACUGAACUGCUUUGUGGAAGAAACCUUGAAUAGACUGUUGAAGAACUAUUAUUUUUUAUUUUAAUAGUAUGGACUUUUGUCUAGUUAAUGGAAAAAAUAACAAUGUAAAUUAUUUUACCUUUCAAACUUUUCUAGCUGGUGUUCCAAAAGGGCUAAUAACUAAGAAUUUUGUACGUAGGAGGAUUUUAUAAAAUCUCCUCUGGAUGUCUCAUCCUAAAAAGAGAUGCAAUAACCCUUUUUCUGUAAGCAUUGUUACAAUGUCAUUGUGUUCCAGAGGGCUGAAACAAAGAUGAAGACUAGGCAGUGAAAACAAUAUAGAACGUUUAACUGGUAAAUAUUUUGGAUGCACUAUUUACAUUCAGUCUGUACACGUGGAGAACACUUACAAGACUACAACCAUUAAAAUGUUCUGAAAGUUCUGAUCUGUUGUAAUCGGAGAUGAAUAUUCUUAGAAAAGACAUAAUACGACCUUGAAGGAAUCAAAUAACUUCAUGGAUAUGUUGCAUAUCC